UCGAGCUCCACCUCGCUUCCCCCAAUUCGCAGCCUUUCGCAUCAAUCUCGCACCAACCGCAGAAGCGACGCGUUCCCGGUUGAAUGGUCUCGCGCUGGCGGCAGCCAUGUCGUCGUCUUCCGCGCCGCUCGCCCCGAAACGAAGUUCCGCCAGCGCCGGACCCGGCAGCAGCACCGCCAACAACAUCAGCAGCAAAAACAACAGCGCCAGUUCUCUUCGCGAACGGCUCGCAGCCGUGCUCCCUCGAGGUUACAAGUUCGGCGUUCACCACAUCUCGACCCCCCCGACGCGGGCCCAACCCCUCUGCCCCGCCCCACCGGGCCACCGGCCAGACAAGACUUACAAGGAGAGCCAUUUCCUCGCAGUCUCGAUCCUGACCGACCCCGCCAAUGCCGCCGUGCCGGUGAAACGCGCCUCCCCGGGCGCCGGCCAGGCCAAGGAGGCUGAGGCGAGAAAACGGGUGCUCGUGUUCGCCAUCGAGGUCUUCAUCUUCACCACCGCUUACCAGACCACCCUCUUCGUAUCGAAGGCCGACUCGACCGGCUAUCUCCACCUCCUCGGCCUCCCAACAGGCUCUCCGUCUCCGAUCCGCCAGGUCUGCGCCAUCUUUCUCGCCCACCUCCUGGACCACCGCCAGCGCAGGCACGCCCAGUCCGUCGUCAACCUGUUCGCCCGUGCCCAGGCGCAAUACCUCUUCCCCGGCAGUGUGCGCAACAAGGGGAAACAUGUUCUGGACGACUGGGGCCUCGUCAGGUGGUGGUGCAAGAUCUUGAACCCGCUGAUGGAGGGCCUGAGCAAGCGCUCGUGGGGCAGCACCAAGGGCUACCUGCUCGUGCCCGGCUUGGAGGAGACGGAAAUGCGGGCCUUCAUCCCCCGGACGCCGGCGAGCACCCGGAACUGGGCCAUCGGCCACCCUCUGGAGCGCAUCUCACACUACACACGCGAGCUCGACUGGGUUCCGCCCCGGUGCUUGAUCCCCAGCUACCCGGACGACCCCAAGGCGCGGUUCCGCGACGAGCUUGACGAGGAAGUAUCGAAGCGGAAACAGGGCGCCGGGGCGUGGAAGAGUGUCAGGUCGUUGAGCCAGUUCUGGGAGAUGAUGGCCUUCCGUCAAGAGUGCUCGAGUGGGCGUUUGACUGGCUUCAUCUGGUUGGUCUUUGACCCGCCCGUCAACAAGUCUGAGUCUCUCGGGAAUUCUUCUCCCUCGGCCACCGUGGCAGCACCCAGCCUGGCGACCCCGAACGCCUCCUUCGACUCGUCCUUGACUCCACCGGCGCCGGCAACUCCGCCUCGGCGACGCGUCGAUAUCGCAACCCACACGCCUCAAUCAAGCCCCCUCAAGACAGCGCCUGUGUCCCCUGCCGUGUCUUUGCCGCCACCAUGCAAAGUUUCCAAGAAAAAGGCGAGAAAAAAGCUGUCCGGCCGAAUCGUGCCACGCGCCCCGAAGAUCAAGACCCAGGCGCGGAAUUACCUCCAAGACCGCCCGACAACGACCGCUUACUAUUACUGGCCUCAGGCGGGCCGCGGGGAUAGGCUGGCGAGUGAAGCCGAGUACAAACGCAUCGUCGAGCUGCUGCUCCAUCUGGACUUCUCCACGCUCGAUAAGGCUGCUGGUAGCUCUCAGCGAUGGCUCAAAGAGGUCGGUCUGGGUGAUGCCGCGGAGGGAGAGGUUGUGGGGAAAGCAGCCGCCCCUGAGUCGCUGAGGGUCAACGAAGCCGCUCCCACUGCUGCUGCCGGCAGCAACGCAACCAAUUUAACUGGACUGAUCAGAAGGAAGAACGCACCGCAAUCGACUGCGCCUGAUCCGGGCCGAUCCUCAGAUGCGGCCCUAGACAUUCAGGGCGGGCCUGCGGCCGACUCGUCAGCCGCAAAGCAGGUAAAUGUUCUUGAAUCCGGCCUGGUGCGGAAAAAGAAAAAGGAUUCGAGUGACGAUGCUCGCCGGUAGGUGGUUAUCACCCCCCGACCCGGGGUGGAAUCUCCGCCAUGGUUGCCUCAGCGAUCGCCGCUGGCAGCCUUAGCUGCCUCUUGAUACCAUGCGGCAGUUGGGGUUGAUGGAUGCUUACCUUCCCUAGCAUGGAUGGGGCCAGUUUGCAUAUCAGCCUGGAUCAUUGUCCCUCCCCAACAUCAUUCUGAUCAGAGAGUCCC
This is a messenger RNA of Thermothielavioides terrestris NRRL 8126, 2145 nucleotides long. RefSeq lists its product as uncharacterized. Gene Ontology annotation, cellular component: nucleus. Bases 107 to 1945 code for a protein of 612 amino acids. The transcript has a single exon. Gene Ontology annotation, biological process: DNA damage response. The record is from RefSeq and is a predicted model, not a curated record. Lineage: Eukaryota; Fungi; Ascomycota; Sordariomycetes; Sordariales; Chaetomiaceae. Gene Ontology annotation, molecular function: histone H3K56 acetyltransferase activity.